Messenger RNA from Manihot esculenta (cassava), 774 nucleotides. RefSeq names its product 40S ribosomal protein S15a-1. Gene Ontology annotation, cellular component: ribosome; cytosolic small ribosomal subunit. Gene Ontology annotation, molecular function: structural constituent of ribosome. NCBI's taxonomy places the organism in Eukaryota, Viridiplantae, Streptophyta, Magnoliopsida, Malpighiales, Euphorbiaceae. The coding region runs from base 155 to 547 and encodes 130 amino acids. The record is from RefSeq and is a predicted model, not a curated record. The transcript has 4 exons. Gene Ontology annotation, biological process: translation.
CCUAGGGAAAGGGUAAUAUAGUAAAUCCACCUUGUUCCUAACCGUAUAAAUACUAGGGUUUUCUGUCUUCGAAUUUCUCUCAAAACCCUAGCUCUCUGUUUUCGUUUGCUUUGAGGCGCCUCUGCAGGUCCUUCUCUGCUUCUACUGUGCGACAAUGGUGAGAGUUAGUGUUUUGAAUGAUGCUUUGAAGAGCAUGUACAAUGCUGAAAAGCGUGGUAAGCGCCAGGUCAUGAUAAGGCCGUCAUCAAAAGUGAUCAUCAAAUUUCUGUUGGUGAUGCAGAAGCACGGAUACAUUGGUGAGUUUGAAUAUGUUGAUGACCACAGGGCUGGUAAAAUUGUGGUUGAAUUGAAUGGAAGGUUGAACAAGUGUGGAGUUAUAAGUCCUCGAUUUGAUAUUGGUGUCAAGGAGAUUGAAGGAUGGACUGCCAGAUUGCUCCCCUCUAGACAGUUUGGUUAUAUUGUGUUGACAACUUCUGCUGGCAUUAUGGACCAUGAAGAGGCUAGAAGAAAGAAUGUUGGUGGCAAAGUGCUUGGAUUCUUUUACUAGACUUAGAUUUUACUUCAUUUCCCCUUUUGAAUGACUAUUUUUGCUUACGAGGAGAUUUUGGUCGUACUUUUGAACUUCUUUACUAUAGGAUCAGAUUGUUGUUUUUUGCCCUCUGUUUGUGCCAUCUUCAAAAGGCUAGUGUUUGUGCCUGAUUGCGUGAAUUAAAGACUGAUGUUUUUUUUUGUAGCUCACAUUUUAUUUAAAAAUGGCAACAUUUAUUGAAGUGA